UGUUUUCAAUUUUCAACAAAGUAUAAUAUUAUACGCGGUUUUUAAUUAAUAUGAAAAUAAAUGAAUAGUAUCGUGAUGGUGCCAAUUCGUGUAAAAAAUAUAAAAAGACAUAAAGUAUGGAGCUACUUACUUUUAAGACAACUUAACACAAAUGAUUCUAAAUGCGUUCAAAUUCCAAAUCCGAAGAAGAUCUCAAGUGAUAUGGUCGGUCCGCCGGAUCCAGUAUCGAAUUUACGAAGGGUAAUUUUUAAACAGCCUACAAACGAAACGAAAAUGGAGAAAACUUAUAGAGAGAUGAGAACAGAGGUACAAGAGUUUAACCAAAAGUUUUGGACGCACCAUAAUACAAGAUUUUUUCAGGAAAGAGAAGAUUAUUUGAAGAAGAAUUUACCUGAGGGACAACAAAAUUUGUCAGCUGACGAAAUGAGUGUAUUCUACAAAGCGUUUUUAGAUAAAAAUUGGAAAGCUCACAUCUCGUACAACAUUGAAUGGUACAAGAAGAAUUUUAAGUUAUUAAGACUAGGUUUACACGUAAGACUUAGAAAAUUGUUAAAAAUAAAGGAUCAGUGA
This is a messenger RNA of Bombyx mandarina (wild silkworm), 570 nucleotides long. It is a transcript of the gene Coa8, whose product is annotated as Cytochrome c oxidase assembly factor 8. Gene Ontology annotation, biological process: intrinsic apoptotic signaling pathway. NCBI's taxonomy places the organism in Eukaryota, Metazoa, Arthropoda, Insecta, Lepidoptera, Bombycidae. The record is from RefSeq and is a predicted model, not a curated record. Gene Ontology annotation, cellular component: mitochondrion.